GGGCGCCGGAAGUGACGCGCACGCGGCGCGCCGCGGCGCCGAGGCCGGCAUGAGCUGCGUGCUGGGCGCCCCGGCGGCCGGGGCCGUCCGGACGCUGAGGCUGCUGGGCCGGGCGGGCCGAGGGCUGCACUCGCCGCCCGGCCUGCGGGCUCGGGCCCCGUCGGCGGCCGAGGGCGGCGAGGGCGAGGACGAGCCUGGCCGCCCCAUCCAGUUCUCCUGCAGCGGGGCCAGCCCGGCCCGCUGGACGGUGGCGCAGUCGCUGGGCCGGCAGCAGCAGCGGCCGUGGUGGAAGGUGCUGCCGCUGAGCCUGUCGCUCAUGCUGCUCGUCGCCUGGUGCUUCCUGCGGCCGGAGAGCGGCGCGGACGUGUGGCUGCAGCGCGUGCUGGACGGAGAGGAGCCGGGGCGCGGCGGCCGCGCGGAGGCCCCCGGGGCGCGGGCCUAGCGGGGCGGCCGCGCGCGGACAGUUGUCAAUAAACAGCCCGACCUCGUGGAGUCCCGUGUCCUCGCUCG
Lepus europaeus (European hare) is the source of this 510-nucleotide messenger RNA. RefSeq names its product ubiquinol-cytochrome c reductase complex assembly factor 4. The transcript is spliced from 2 exons. Lineage: Eukaryota; Metazoa; Chordata; Mammalia; Lagomorpha; Leporidae. The record is from RefSeq and is a predicted model, not a curated record. Bases 50 to 442 code for a protein of 130 amino acids.